AUGCAAGAAGAGCUUUACACUCUUCUUCCAAUUACAUUCCAAUCAAGUGAUGAUAGUCAAAUCAAAGCUGCCUCAGAUCGUCUCCUUGAGCUGAGUGAGUCUCCAGAGUUUUACACAGUUUUAAUCGACAUCAUAUUAAACAAAGAAACAAGCGAAUCCAUCAAAAAGAGUGCCCUUAUCAGAAUCUCGCAUGAAAUUUCCCAAAAAUGGAAUGAUUUUCCUGAAGAAAUACAAGCCACAAUCUUACAAUCCCUACCAGCAAUCCUUACAAGCAAAACAGAGAACACAAAGCAAAUAAUUUCCCAUUUCUCACGCUUAGUCGUUAAAUUCUCCUAUAGUUCUGGUCAAUAUUCAAAUAUUAUUGGUGAUAUUCAACAAUCUUGCUCGAAUCCAGAUACUGUUCUCUUCGGGUUAAUGCUUGCCAAGUCAUUUUCAUCAAUUGUAAGCGAUAAAACACUACCAACAGAAGUUCAAAUUUCAGCAGCCGAUCAAUUAGUACCAUUUUUAACAAAUUUCUUAGAUUCAACAGAUAAUUACGUAUGCUUAGGCUAUAUACUUACUUGUUUUUAUCAUAUCUUAACAAAUCCAGAAGUUAAAAUUUUUGAUGAAAAUUUCCAAAUGUUUACACCUAUUUUAGUCAAAGCACUUGCUAUUUCCAGCAUGGUAGACGAUCCAUCAUAUUAUUUCUACGCAAAAAGCUCUACAAAGUUCUUAAUUGUUUUUAUUGACAGAUAUCUUCCUGUUCUUGAGCAAGACGUCAUUUCUCCAAUCAUAAACGUUUCGAUAUCAUUACUAUCCCAAUCUACAACCCAGCCAUACGUUCGUGCAAACUUAUUAAGAAUAUUAUAUCAAUUAGUUUGCAGAGAAGAAGUUUAUGAGUACUUUAUCCAUCCAUCUGCCCAAGAAUUCUUUGAACAAGCCAUGUAUCCUCAAUUUUCCGUAACAAUUGAUGAAAUCAACACCGCGAUACAAGAUCCGAAAUCAUUUGUUGACGAAAUGCACAAAUCAUCAAAUGAUUUCAACGACAGCCGUGAAACAGCGGGUUUAAUCAUCAAACAUCUCGCUGAACACAACCAAGAUUCAAAUGAGCCAAUAUUUAAUGUCCUUUUACAAGGUUUCAAAGAGUUUGCUGACUCAAAUGGCGAUGUUGAAUCGCAAGGAAAGUUCUUUGCCAUUGCUCAUUUCUUCUCUUUCGCGGCAGAUUCGUUCGCAAGAUACCAAAAACCGCUUUUAAACCGUUUGGUCGCAGAAGUGUCACCUUUAUUCGAACAUGACAGUGAACUUGUUCGUGCGAGUGCAUUUCUGUUGAUCUCCGAUAUCCACUGCCAUCUUUCCGUCCAAGUUGCUACAGCAUGUGUCCAGAAUUGUGGAGAUUUGAGUCCUUUAGUUAGAUAUUAUUGUCAGAAAGCCGCUGCCAAUUUACUUGACAAAAUUCCUGAACAAAAGAUGGCGGACGAGAUCAGGGAAACAGUGAGUGAUGAUGUGUUGACAAUAAUGUCUGCGAUGCUUCAAACAAGUAAUGAAUUUUCUGAUGCUGACUUCACAAAUAUUUUGAAUCAAAUUGUCAAAUUUUUCGGUGACAUGUUACUUCCAUCUGCUGCCGAAAUUGCACAAGAACUUUGUACAUUGAUAUCAAAUAGUGGUCAGCAGCCAAUUGACGACGAAGAUGCUUUAGACAACGUGAUCAAAAUCAAUCAAAGUUUGGCAACUUUGGUUGAAUUAGUUUCUGAUCAAGGCCAAGGUUUGGAAACUUUCGCACAACAAGUCUUGGAAUAUUGUGUCCAGGCGUUGUCAGAAAUGACAAAUCCGAUGGCUGUUGAUCCUUUCUUGGAAACUGUUGGUCAAAUUUUGGAAUGUUGUAAUUCAAUUUCACCUCACUUUUGGCAGAUGACGGAAUCACUUGCAAAACACUUUGCAAAUCCUGAUUUCGAGAUGCCUGUUGGUGCAUUGUGUGAAAUACUUAAUUUACUUGUUUCUAAAGACCCAGAAUUCCACACAAGAGAAGAAAUCGCUGUUCCUUUGAUUAAUUUCCUUUUGGAGCUUUUGCAAAGAAAAAUGGAAACUCCUGAUUCUUGGAAUGAAUUGGCGAAGGUCGCUGAAGGAAUACUUGUUAGAGUUCCUAAGGAUUCUCCACUUUUGAACGAAUUUUUGCCUCAGAUUUCGGUGAUGAUCCAGAAUUACAUACAAAAUGUCGACACAAGGUAUCACGAUUAUGAUGGUGCUAUCUUGGCAAUGAAUGGCGUUUUGUAUAAUAAUUUCAACGCCGCACAACAAAGUUUGGGAGAAGAUUUCCCAAAUUUCCUCGAAAAUUGGGUUGAAAAUCCAAUUUUCCCUGAAACAUAUGUUACAGUCAUUGGUAACUUUGGAAAUAUCAAUGCAGAUCUGCAGUUUAUUGCACUGAAAAACUUAAUUGCACAAACUUUCGAUGACAUUCUCUCGAAAUAUGUUGAAAAUGGAGAUGAUUUCGACCAGGACAUCGAAAGAGAUGGUGUUGUUUGGUUUGAUUACGGAGAGACGAUUUUACUCUUCUUCCAGUUUUUGCAACAAGUACAAGGAACUUUCCCUGACAUGAUUGCUGAUAUAGAAAGCUACUUCGACCCAGAGGCAUGGGCUGAUUUGUUGAGAUUGCCUCAGAUUGCGCAGUUAUAUAUUGAUACAAGAGAUAGAAAACUCAAGAAAGAAUAA
This is a messenger RNA of Trichomonas vaginalis G3, 2685 nucleotides long. RefSeq names its product armadillo (ARM) repeat-containing protein family. NCBI's taxonomy places the organism in Eukaryota, Parabasalia, Trichomonadida, Trichomonadidae. Gene Ontology annotation, biological process: intracellular protein transport. Gene Ontology annotation, molecular function: small GTPase binding. The transcript has a single exon. The coding region runs from base 1 to 2685 and encodes 894 amino acids. The record is from RefSeq and is a predicted model, not a curated record.